Molecule: messenger RNA, 3673 nt
Organism: Indicator indicator
Lineage: Eukaryota; Metazoa; Chordata; Aves; Piciformes; Indicatoridae
Gene: INPP5D
Product: inositol polyphosphate-5-phosphatase D
Exons: 28
Biological process (GO): phosphatidylinositol dephosphorylation
Molecular function (GO): phosphatase activity
Source: RefSeq, a predicted model, not a curated record
AUGGAUCAGUGCUGGUACCACGGCAAUAUCACUCGUUCUAGAGCUGAAGACCUGCUCUCCAAAGUAGGCAAGGAUGGCAGCUUCCUUGUGCGGGCCAGUGAGUCCAUAGCUUCGGCAUACGCGCUCUGCGUGCUGUUCCGGAAUUGCGUUUAUACCUACCGAAUUCUGCCCGAUAAAGAAAAUAAGCUAAUUGUCCAGGCGUCAGAGGGUGUUCCUGUCAAGUAUUUUGAGACCUUGGAGGAACUGAUAGAAUUCUACAAGAAGGAGAACAUGGGUCUGGUAUGGCACCUCAAAUAUCCAGUGCCACGGGAAGAGGAGGAGGCUGCUGAUGAACUGGAGGAGGAUGCUGACCCGGUACCCAUGCCUCCUGUCCUGCCCCCACGCAACAUCCUCAUGGCACAAACGAGCAGCGAGACAAAGGAGGUAUCUUCUCUGCCUGAAAACUCCAGGGUGGCAGAUGUUAAUAAACUGUCCCUUUCUGAGACACUACUCCAGCGACUACAGUACCAGGACACAAGCAGCAUCUCUGAUGAGCAUCUUAAACUCAUCCAGGAUUACCUGCGAGUUCACAUCAUCAGCGACUUUGAGAUGGUGCAGACUGGUUCAAGCAAUCUUCCUCAGCUGAAGAAACUACUUACAGUUCUUUGCAAAGGACUCUUCAGUGAAGCCUCUAGGACUCUUCCAUCUCUGGAAUCCAUCCAGAAGGUGUUUGAGCAGCAGCUGCAUCCUGGUAUCCAUCAGCGCUCACAAAUGCUCGGUGAAGCUAGUCCAGUCAAUAUUGUAUUGAAACUCAAUCAGCUGGUUUCUUUGCUGUCCUCCAUUGAAGACAAGGUGAAAACACUCUUGAUUGAAGGUCCUGAUUCAACACACCGGCGCUCCCUUAUCCCCCCUGUCACUUUUGAGGUGAAAGCUGACUCCUUAGGAAUUUUCUCAAAAAUACAUCUCAAGGUUGAUGUGGAAAUGGGAAAACUCAUUAUCAAGAGAGCUAAAGAUGGUCCAGAAGACAAAUUUUAUACCCACAAGAAAAUCUUGCAGCUUAUCAAGUCCCAGAAGGUCCCUAACAAACUGGUGAUUGUGCUGGAAACAGAGAAAGAAAAAACACAGCGAAAAGAAUAUGUUUUUUCUGAUUCCAAGAAGAGAGAAGGCUUCUGCCAACUUCUACAGCAGAUGAAGAAUAAACACUCUGAGCAACCAGAGCCUGAUAUGAUCACCAUCUUCAUUGGUACCUGGAAUAUGGGUGCUGCAGCUCCCCCAAAGAAGAUCACCUCCUGGUUUCUCUCCAAGGGGCAAGGGAAGACCCGUGAUGACACUGCUGACUACAUUCCUCAUGACAUCUAUGUGAUUGGUACCCAGGAGGAUCCCCAAGGGGAGAAGGAAUGGCUGGAGACUCUGAGGCAAUCCCUGCAGGAAAUUACCAGUAUCAGCUUCAAAGUGAUAGCAAUCCAUACCCUCUGGAACAUCAGGAUUGUUGUACUGGCCAAGCCAGAACAUGAGAACCGCAUCAGCCACAUUUGCACAGACAAUGUGAAGACAGGCAUUGCAAACACACUGGGUAAUAAAGGAGCUGUGGGGGUGUCAUUCAUGUUUAAUGGAACCUCCUUUGGGUUUGUUAACAGCCAUUUGACUUCAGGAAGUGAAAAGAAACACAGACGCAACCAGAACUACAUGAACAUCCUGCGCUUCCUGACACUGGGAGACAAGAAACUGAGUCCGUUUAACAUCACUCAUCGCUUCACUCAUCUCUUCUGGCUAGGAGACUUGAACUACCGCGUGGAACAGCCCCCAUCGGAAGCAGAGAAUAUUAUCCAGAAGAUCAGGCAGCAGCAGUAUCCAGAGCUGCUGGCUUUUGACCAACUUCUCAUAGAGAGAAAGGACCAAAAGGUGUUUCUGCACUUUGAGGAAGAAGAGAUUACUUUUGCUCCAACCUACCGUUUUGAAAGAGGGACCCGGGAGAAGUAUGCUUACACCAAGCAAAAAGCUACAGGGAUGAAGUACAAUUUGCCAUCCUGGUGUGAUCGAGUGCUCUGGAAAUCAUACCCCAUGGUGCACGUUGUGUGUCAGUCCUAUGGUUGCACCACUGACAUCAUGACAAGUGACCACAGUCCUGUCUUUGCCACCUUUGAAGUGGGAGUCACCUCACAGUUUGUGUCAAAGAAUGACUCUAAGUACACAGAUUCCCAAGGGGAAAUAGAGUUCCUGCACUGCUACGCUACUCUGAAGACCAAGUCCCAGACCAAGUUCUACAUCGAGUUUCACUCUAGCUGCUUAGAAAGUUUUGUGAAGAGCCAGGAAGGAGAAAAUGAGGACGGGAAUGAAGGAGAGCUUGUGGUAAAGUUCCUUGAUGCUCUUCCAAAGCUGACUCCAAUUAUUUCAGACCCAGAAUACCUACUGGAUCAACACAUCCUGAUCAGCAUUAAGUCAUCAGAUAGUGAUGAAUCUUAUGGAGAAGGCUGCAUUGCCCUGCGAAUAGAAGCAACAGAAUCCUUAGUUCCUAUUCAUACUGUGCUGACACACCAUGGUGAAAAAACAGGGGUCUUCCAAGGUGAAAUCAAGUUACAAACUUCACAAGGAAAACAGAGAGAGAAACUGUAUGAUUUUGUCAAGAUUGAACGUGAUGAAAUAGCUGGGCAGAAACCAAAGAAUGUCAGCAACUUAGAGCCUAGCAAAGAUUGGGAUCAGACUAACAGGUAAGAGGCAAGCAGAAAGUCAAAAUCUACUCAUCUGAUGGCCAGAGAGGCAGCAGCCAUUGCUCGCUAUCGGGGAAGUGCUUCCUCUUCUCCAGACAACCCAGGGAAGGAGGAUAUGUUACGCAGCUCUACUCCCACAGACAUCAGCAACCCCAACUACCUGGGGAUGGCUGCUUUCUCUCAGCAACCCUCUACAAUCAGCCAGCUUAAGCAGAUACCUUCACCAGACCAGCCACCUUCUUUCUGGAGCUAUGAGCAGCAGCCCAAAGAUGUUACCUCUGUAAUGGGACAGAGUCAGUCAUCCUCCACAUCACCCUCCUUGUCACCUUUAUCUCCAAAAAUAUCCCUCCAGCCUGCCGUAAACAGAAGCAUUUCUAGUCGCAGCCAAGAGUAUCUGCCACCUGAACUGGGGAAAAUCACAGCAGAGCCUUUGCUUCAGGAGGAGGGACAGCAAAAGCCAGAGAUGUUUGAGAAUCCACUAUAUGGUUCUAUGGGCUCUAAGGGCAAGGUUGCACCAAAGAAAGAGCAGGACUACCCCAAGGCCUCACGAAAAGAGCAGCCACCACUGCCAGAUCAGAGCUGCCAUCUCCUGAAGUCACAGGAGCCUGACAGCAGCAAGACCUCUAGCAAACAACCAUCACCACCUUUCCUGGUCCCCACGCAGCGAUUUCGGUCCUACACCUGCUCCAGCCAGUCUGAAGAAAAGAAUACAGCUGAAAAGACUCAAGGCAAACCAAAGACGGCAACACCAUUAGAAAAUUCAGCACCACUCAAAAAACUCGUCAAGCCACUGAGGUCUGAAGUCAGCCAAAGCAUCCAGGGACAGCACAAGCCACCCCUUCCCUCAAAGAGCCGGGCAGUGCUGGACAUGCAGAACUCCAAGGGCCGAGACUAUCGCGAUAGUUCAGAGCUGCCACACUCUGGGAAGCAUCGGACGGAAGAGGGACCAGUUGGCAGGACAACUACACCGUGAAAACAACACAACA